Carlito syrichta (Philippine tarsier) is the source of this 3345-nucleotide messenger RNA. It is a transcript of the gene CATSPERB, whose product is annotated as cation channel sperm associated auxiliary subunit beta. Gene Ontology annotation, cellular component: CatSper complex; cilium. The transcript has 26 exons. The record is from RefSeq and is a predicted model, not a curated record. Lineage: Eukaryota; Metazoa; Chordata; Mammalia; Primates; Tarsiidae. The coding region runs from base 1 to 3345 and encodes 1114 amino acids.
AUGGAAUUGCCACUUAUAUAUGUUAUACUUUUACCUGUGAACAUAUUUGAAUUUUCAUCAGGAAUAGUGUAUAAUAAAGGUGACACGGACAAGCACUUUGCUUGUUCCAGCACAGGAUUCCCUGUGGAGAAUGAGCUCAUCAAGCUGUACCUCUCCUCAGACAGCUUGAAAAUCCAGUGUUUUUUCCAAACUGAAAAUGACCUAACUUUCAAGGGAAUGCUGAGUAUGUUCACAUCAGGAGGACUUGCUCCUAGCUUGGAAAUUGUAAAUAGUACAUAUAAUGGCAUCUUCCACUUUAAAUUAACCUUGUUCAGUGAUCGAAUUUUCUGGUUGGUUGAUAUUCCUCGAGAAAAUAUCACACAAAACACAGAUAUUGCAGCUGUAGAAGAAUGGUUAGUAAGGAUCACUUUGCAUCAUGGAUUGAAUAUUUAUGCCACUGAAGGAACUUUACUGGAUACUGUUCGAGAACCUAUUCUUCAGUGGUCUCUGGGGCUAAGGAUGCCAGAAAGCAAAAUCAGUCAAUUAUAUCAAUUUGUGGCAGAUCUCAAAGUGACGAAAUGCCCCUGUGCCAACGAUGUGGCAUUGCUAGGCUUCAUCAUGGAUGGCACAGUGGAUGUGGGUGUUUUCAUAGGUGUAACCUCUUCUGGAUUCUGGCAUUACAAAGAUACCAUGUGGUACAACAUGACAGACACCAUCUUUUCCCAGCUCCAGGAAGAAUAUACAGAAAUUUCAGUGGUGGAUUUGGUCUUAACCAAUCACUUUUUGAUCAUCCUUACCACCCUGGGUCUUUUUGUAAGUGAAGACCUACGCUAUCCAUCAGCUCAUGUCUUAAAGCUUUCAAGGGCAGACUUUUGUGGUUUUGAAAAGACAGACUACAUCACAGGAAAUUUAUGGUAUAAUGAGAGAUGUUUUGCCAACAGAGAACACUUUGAAGUUGAUUAUGUAACUAUCACCUUUCGUAGAAACAAGACCCUAAGUGAGGCAAGCUCUUGCUUCUAUAGUAAAGAACCAUUUCUGCAGUGGGUGCCUUGUUCCCCUUAUAUUUUAAGAGGAAUGAGAAACAUUUUCCCAGAUGUGAUCACAUUUCUUGUGGACCAGGAGUAUGGCACUGGUGUUUACCUUCUGUAUGACCAGGUCCAGGGAAUGGCUUCUGCCUUUGUGAGCAUCUUGAGAAAUAACCAGCCUAGUUUAAAACCGAAAUUCCCACCCUUCCAGUUCCCGCCAUCAUUCUCGUCUCCCAUUGGAAUGGUGUUCCACCCUCGAAGUCACUUUCUGUAUGCCUAUGGCAAUCAGGUCUGGCUUUCAGUAGAUGGCGGCAAUACCUUCGAAUUACUAGCUGACUUUCAUGACGAUGUCAUAGAGGACACUUUUCAUAGUUUUUAUACUCAAGAUAUUACUUUUGUUUCCCAGAGUAGACAGGUUUUCGUCACAAAGGCAGGAUUGAGAAGAUACAACAUGGUGGGAAGUGUGAUUGACAGCAUUUUCACACUGUACUAUGAUCACCUGGGCUUCAUGCACAAGAUCACUCCAGACCACUCUGAAGCCAGUGGGUCCCCUGCAGCCUUUGGGAAAUACAGGAACCUUUUUGGGCAGCCUCCCGACAUGGGCUUUGAGACAGCGCUCGCCCCCCAGUACAUCUCCGCACACGAGAUGAUCUUCUUUGCGUACGUCCCCGAGAACGAGCCCCGGGACACUGUCUACACCAAGAAGUUCAAGAACAUACACUAUGGAAAAGUGAUCCACUCCGGGAAAACUGGAAAAGCUUACAUAAGAAAGAUACUGCAGCAUGAGACCCUUCCAGGAUUUCUGUCCUCAGUCAUUGCAGAAAUGAUAGAUCCUUUCGGAAUAGAGGAAACAAAUGAAAGCGCCUGCCUGUCCAGCUCUCUUUCUGUCAAUCAUGCUGGAAACUCCUCCUAUAAACUCACUCUCGACUUACAUGAUCCUCAAGUCUUGUUUCAAGAUACUGAUUUGGAGAAGACUGUGGUGAUUCCCGGUUACAGUAGCCUCCUGAUCACAAGCAUCUUAGAUCCUAAGAAUGCGCUGGCUCUUGCCACCAUGCCCAAGAUAGCCCCCAACAAUGUGACCUUCCUGAAGGACUCUUGGUUCUUAUACAACUUUGGGCAAAGGAAUGGACGAUCAUGGAAUAUAUAUGCAAAACCAUGUAAUUAUUGGUUUCAAAAUGAUGAUUCACUCACCCUCAACACAGUGAAAUACAUCGAUCUGGGAAACUCCCAGGUUUUAAAAUUCAAGGUCAUACCCAGUACAAAAGGUCUUCGAGUCAUUGAAGCCCCGUUGCUGGAAGUGCUAGUUGGAAACCCUACCUUGCUAGAUGUUAAGGCUCGGGGCACCUUUGAUGAUACAGACAGUUAUCUAGUUACAAUCUCUGUAGCCAGCGAAUUCACACAACAAGGCUCCACAUCGCUGGCGUUCGUCAUCUGGGGAGCAUCUACCGAGUGCUUUGUGACCACCAUGGUGCCAAUGCUGAAGAGCAGCUGCAGUUACCUCAGAUCCAUGCAUCACAUUCCUGGCAAACUCAUCCCACUUAAAAAUUGGAUCAGUGGAGUUUACAAAGACAGUCAGGGUUUCAACCUGAUCAAAACUUUGCCGGUAAACUACAGGCCUCCAUCUAACAUGGGAAUUGCUAUUCCACUCACAGAUAACUUUUAUCAUGCAGAUCCCAGCAAGCCCAUACCAAGAAAUCUAUUUCACAAGUCAAAGAAAGCUGGUAAAUUCAAACAGUGUGCAAAUGCUUCUACUCGGGAGGAGUGUAACUGCACAAAUGACCAGAAGUUUUCACAUGCUGUUGCUUUCUCGGAUUGCAGAGAAAAAGUUCCGCGAUUCAAGUUUCCGGUUACACAGUACCCCGUGUCCUUGGAAAUUUCCAAUGAAGAUGGACGUGUCCCAGUGAAAUCUCCAUAUCUGGUCACUGUGACCGAGGUGAACAUGCGACAGAACUGGAAACUAAAACACACUGUACCAGAAAAUGUUAAAAAAUUGAAAAACUACUUAGAACUGAUUCUUCAGGUUCCUGUGUAUAACCCUUCAGGUCUCAACUUAAGUGUCACGGGUUCGGAGCUUUUCCAUUUUAGAGUGACUGUUGUUCCAGGCGUUACUUUUUGCAACUUGGUUGAAGAAUUUCAGAUCUACGUUGAUGAGGCCCCCCUGCCCUUCCCAGGACACACCAUGAUCGCGAUGGCUGCUGCUGUUGUGCUUGGAGGGUUAAUCUUCACAGCAUUCCUGCUGCAGCUGCAUAACAUCCACCCCUGUAGGGCAUUCCGGAGGUGGCUUCUAAGGGGCAGAGUGAGCCCGUUAGAGGGCAGCAGCACCAAGCUGCCUCUGGGGUGA